UGAUGCCCAAUCAAACAAAAAUACAGCGUUGAAUUGGGACGACGUUUUACCAGAAUCGCUCAACGAACUUUGGAACAAAUUUCUGGUGGAAUUGCCUGACAUCGAGAAGAUAUCCAUACCAAGAUGGAUCCAAUUUGCGCCGAAUCAAAUUCAAUCAAUCGAGUUACAUGCAUUUUGUGACGGCGCAACAUCAGCAUAUGCAGCAAAUGUGUACAUACGAAUGCAGUACAGCAAUGGAUUGGUACACACGCAUCUACUCAUCGCCAAAAGCAAGGUAACUCCAACCAAACCAUUAACCAUUCCACGAAUCGAAUUGUGUGGAGCCGAACUUGCCACUCGAUUAGCCGUGUGGGUAAAAUCAAAUCUUCAGAUCUCAGUCGAUCAAAUUCCGAUUUAUUUUUGGUGUGACGCAACGGUUGUGUUACAUUGGAUUCAUGGAGACAUCUCACGUUGGAAAACGUACGUUGCAAAUCGAAUUAGUAAAAUUUUAUCGUCAACGUCACCCAAACAAUGGAGCCAUGUUGGCACUCACGAUAAUCCUGCCGAUUGUGCCACACGUGGAUUGACACCGGCACAGUUAUCCAAGUUCGAUUUGUGGUGGAAAGGACUGGAGUGGUUAGUCAAACCGAAAAAGGACUGGCCUACAUUCAAACCGGGCAUCAUCAGCUUCACUGAGGAUUUGGCAGAAGUAAAGUCAUCAGAAAUUCAUGUUCAUGUGAGCAUUCAAACCGAAUCGAUUAUGUUUCUGUAUUCAUCGUUAUACAAAUUGAUUCGGGUCAACGCAUGGAUUCGUCGAUUUCGUCACAAUGCACUCAACAAGUUGAAACGAAUGCAAGGAGAACUGACCGUAGCGGAAAUUCAAUCCAGUUUGUUCCAGUUGGUCCGUCUCGUGCAAGCUGAAGCAUUCGGUAAGGAGAUUAAAUGUAUUUCCAAUAAUGAACCUUUGCCCAAGAAAUGUAUAAUUAGCGGAUUAGCACCAUUUUUGGAUGAACAAAAUAUUGUCCGUGUACGGGGCAGAUUGCAACGCUCCAAUUUACCGUAUCGUCAGCGCCAUCCGAUAAUUUUGCCUCAAAGCCAUCAUUUCACAACAUUAGUUAUCGACGAUUACCAUAUCAACAAAUUUUAUGGAGAAACGAUUCGG
Messenger RNA from Sitodiplosis mosellana (orange wheat blossom midge), 1141 nucleotides. RefSeq lists its product as uncharacterized. The record is from RefSeq and is a predicted model, not a curated record. NCBI's taxonomy places the organism in Eukaryota, Metazoa, Arthropoda, Insecta, Diptera, Cecidomyiidae. The annotation marks the transcript as partial. The transcript has a single exon.